AUGUCCACUGAGGCACAAAGAGUUGAUGACAGUCCAAGCACUAGUGGAGGAAGUUCUGAUGGAGACCAGCGUGAAAGUGUUCAGCAAGAACCAGAAAGAGAGCAAGUUCAGCCCAAGAAAAAGGAGGGAAAAAUAUCCAGCAAAACAGCUGCUAAAUUGUCAACUAGUGCUAAAAGAAUUCAGAAGGAACUCGCAGAGAUUACGUUGGACCCUCCUCCCAACUGUAGUGCUGGACCCAAAGGAGACAACAUUUAUGAAUGGAGGUCAACUAUAUUGGGACCCCCAGGAUCUGUCUAUGAAGGAGGGGUGUUCUUUCUUGACAUUACCUUUUCACCAGACUAUCCGUUUAAACCCCCUAAGGUUACUUUCCGGACAAGAAUCUAUCACUGUAAUAUUAACAGCCAGGGCGUCAUCUGUCUGGACAUCCUAAAGGACAACUGGAGUCCAGCCCUGACCAUUUCUAAAGUUCUCCUCUCCAUCUGCUCACUUCUUACCGAUUGCAACCCUGCUGACCCUCUGGUGGGCAGCAUCGCCACACAGUACAUGACCAACAGAGCAGAGCACGACCGGAUGGCCAGACAGUGGACCAAGCGGUAUGCCACAUAGGGGCCUGCUGGCUGCUGCCCCCGCCGGACCUGUGC
Puma concolor (puma) is the source of this 641-nucleotide messenger RNA. The record is from RefSeq and is a predicted model, not a curated record. Lineage: Eukaryota; Metazoa; Chordata; Mammalia; Carnivora; Felidae.